Messenger RNA from Botrytis deweyae, 420 nucleotides. RefSeq lists its product as uncharacterized. The coding region runs from base 1 to 420 and encodes 139 amino acids. The transcript is spliced from 2 exons. Lineage: Eukaryota; Fungi; Ascomycota; Leotiomycetes; Helotiales; Sclerotiniaceae. The record is from RefSeq and is a predicted model, not a curated record.
AUGUUAUUCUUGGAUUUGGCUCGAGAGGGCAUUUGGGUGGAAAGCAUCCUCACAGAGAGUAGAGAUAGAGACUUGGGUAGAGAGAGGGAGAGGAGGAGGGAGAGGCAGCAAGAAAGAGAUUCUAGAAGGAGAAGGAGAAGAAGUGAGAUAGAGCGCCCGGGGGGAUGCGAUUCUAUGAUGUUGGGAAGGUUAAGAAGAAGAUUGGGGUGUGAGGUAAGGAAACACGAGAGAGGAGAAAGACAAAAAUACAGGGGUGGAUAUGUGAAUAGGAAUCCUGCCAGCGGAUAUAGACCCAGAAGACGAAGACAAGUUCUACGCCCUCGGAGAGCCAGAGAUGAUCGAGGAGAAAAUGAAAUUCUAAAUCCAAAGACGAUUCGGAAGUUGUGGAGCGGUAUUUCCCAGUCCUGUGCGAAGCCUUGA